Messenger RNA from Camellia sinensis, 1970 nucleotides. RefSeq names its product RING-H2 finger protein ATL52. NCBI's taxonomy places the organism in Eukaryota, Viridiplantae, Streptophyta, Magnoliopsida, Ericales, Theaceae. Gene Ontology annotation, biological process: protein ubiquitination. The record is from RefSeq and is a predicted model, not a curated record. Gene Ontology annotation, molecular function: transferase activity.
ACUUGUACAAACCCAAACAAAAAUAAGGAAACCACCCAGUAAACUUCCCAAGUCUUUCACUGAUGCUGACAAAUCUCCCAAUUAUACAAUCAAAUCAAAAGCAUAAACAAUCAAACCCAACUCGUCAAUUACCAUCAAUUCAACCCACACCAUGUGUUGAAAGGCUUAUCUGAUCAAUUUUCUUUAGUUUUUUAUCCCCAUUUCUCUCUCCUCAUGUGCAAGGUAUCAAUCUCUCUCCCCUGUUCCAUAUUCCUCUGUUUCUUCCCUUGUUUCUGUGAUUAUGGCAAUUCAUCACAGAAAACAACCGCGUUUUGUCAUAAAAUGUCCAGAUUCAGAAUGUUACCAUCCUCCACCUGAUGAUCAGUAUCCUCCUCCUCCUCCUUUCAAAAAACCCCAUCAUUUUUCACCAACUUUUAUCGUCCUGAUCGGUGUUUUUGGUUCUGCUAUCCUUCUAGUUAGCUUUCUCGUAUUUCUUAAGAUGUACUAUUCGAAAAAUUCUCGGAGGCGAAAUCAGGCAAUGUUUGACGAUGAUGAUCAUGAAGAUUUUGUGGAUGAGAAUCAUGGUCCUAUUAUAGAUCAUCCCAUUUGGUACAUCAACACAAUUGGUCUCCAACAGUCCGUGAUCGAUUCGAUUGCAGUGUUUAAAUACAAAAAAGAUCAAGGGUUGAUUGAAGGAACAGACUGCUCUGUUUGCUUGAGUGAGUUUCAAGAGGACGAGACUCUUCGACUUUUGCCAAAGUGUAGUCAUGCUUUUCACAUCCCCUGUAUUGAUGCUUGGUUGAGAUCACAUCAAAACUGCCCAUUGUGUCGUGCUCCGAUAGUCACCGAUGGGAAUAGGGUUGAUCCGAGUGAAUCAGACCCAAAUUUGAAUAAUUUGGGGGGGCCAAGGGAGGCGAACCCGGUAGAGAAUUUAGAGAAUUUUGAUCAGGAGAGUAGUGAAAUUUCAGUUGAAACAGAGAAUUUUGGUGGAUUGCCAAGUGAAGAAAGAACAGUUUCUGAGAUUAUAACAAAAGAUUCGCUGUUUUUCAACAUGAAUAAUUUUGAUUCCCGGGUACUAAGUGAUUUGGCAGAUCAUCGAGCAACAGUAGAGAAUGAAUUGCAACCAGUGAGAAGAUCAAUUUCAAUGGAUGAGUUAUCUGCUUCAAAGAUUUAUGUUGCUCUGGCUAACAUUCCUCAGGUGGGACUUGAAGGGUGUUCGAGUACACGAUCAGUACAAUUGAAAAAACCCAAUUCAGACAAGGUUGUUUCUAAGGGAGUGAAUAAGAAUUCAAGCAUGUCUAGAUUGAAGAAGAGUUGUUCGGUAGACUGUUCUUUGCAAAUGGGGCAUGUUGCAAUGAAGAGGUCAUUUUCGUCCGGUGGAAAGUUUGACUCACCCAGGAGGUACACCAGAAGCCAGGACUCAAUGAUACCAUUGUGAAGAACAUGAAAUGUAUUGUUUGCUCAAUUUUUUUGACAUUUAAAGGUCAAAUUGAGGCUGGUUUUGGAAGAGCUGAUUUGGGAAGAUGGCUCUCGAAAUUGCAAAAUGGUCCGAGUGUGUGUGCAGGGUUUCGUUCUCUAUCCCCAACAAGGAACUGGCCAAUUGGGGUUUUCUUGUAAGGUGUUCAAGUUGGGAUGUGGUGUAAGGUUUCUUGAGGUGUAUUUUCACCGCAGAAAUCACUAAAUUUUAUCGCAUUUUUGCUUUCACUUUGUUAUUUUUCCUUGCAAAAUAAAUGCUCUUUUGGGUUGGUUAUAAUAAUUUAUGCUUGUUCACAGUGUCUGAUAUUCAGUGAACUACGGACAGUUCUAGUGCACCAAGGGCUAGAUGUAUGUAGUCUUAUCCAAGUAUGGAAAGGUUGUUUGCUUGUCAUUUGAUAAAAUCUCUGUAUAUUGUUUACUGCUCUGUAAAGAUGUGAACAAUAGUGUUUGUAGCUUGCUGAAUUGAUAUAAAUCACCAGAAUGUAUGUAUUAUUUAUAAAUGAAUUUUGUUCUCC